GGCAAGUCUUAUCCAGUUCAGCGGCCACCAGCACCUCCGACUUCGCUUGGUUCUGUCAAUUAUAAGCGGGAAGGCGGUUAGAAUUGAUAAAAUCCGGUCGGAGGACAAUAAUCCGGGUCUGAGAGACUACGAAGUCAGCCUCCUUCGCUUGCUCGAGAAAAUCACAAAUGGAACGGUCAUUGAGAUCUCUGUUACUGGUACCGCCAUCCUCGUCAAACCGGGCGUUCUGUCAGGGGGUCCCCUAACACACGAAUGUCCUCUCUCAAAGUCUGUGGGAUACUUCCUGGAGCCUAUUCUCAUGUUGGCGCCGUUUGCGAAGAAGCCCCUCCAAUUGACGCUACGGGGAAUCACAACCGACGACCAAGAUCUCUCCGCUGACCUAAUACGGACGGUUACCCUACCGCACCUGCAGCUGUUCGGUAUCUCUGAUGGACUAGAGCUUCGUAUAAAAAAGCGUGGUGCCGCACCCGGAGGCGGAGGAGAGGUUCAAUUCUUGUGUCCUGUCGUCAAACAGGUGAAGACCCUCAAUUUCGUGGACCCAGGGAAGAUCAAACGAAUCCGGGGCAUAGCACACGCCGUUCGCGUCAGCCCUCAGUUCUCAAAUCGGAUGAUCGAGUCCUCUCGGUCCAUCCUCAACCGUUAUAUUCCCGACAUCUAUUUAUAUUCGGAUGUCUAUAAAGGAGAGGAGAGUGGGAAAUCACCUGGAUAUGCCCUCAGUCUGCUCUCCGAAUCGACAACAGGUGCCCUGCACUGCUCCGAAGCCAUUUCUGAAGCGGGUGUAGCCCCAGAGGACAUCGCAUUGCGCGCGACGCGCGCACUUCUCACCGAAAUAAACAGGGGUGGAUGCGUUGACCGACAGCAUCAGCCUCUGGUACUUCUCAUGAUGGUGCUUGGCAGUGAGGAUGUCGGCCGUUGCAGAAUGAGCGAACCGACACCUAGAACAAUCCAAUUCCUCAGAGAUAUCAGGAGCUUCUUCGGAACCUCCUUCAAAAUUGUGACUGCCGAUCCAUUAGACAAGGAAUGUCCGCAUCUGCUGUAUUCAUGUUAUGGGACCGGCUACGUGAAUGCCAAUCGGACAGUAGCGUGA
Molecule: messenger RNA, 1087 nt
Organism: Mycena citricolor
Lineage: Eukaryota; Fungi; Basidiomycota; Agaricomycetes; Agaricales; Mycenaceae
Source: the annotation of a GenBank genome assembly